UUAACAACAUUUGCUAUGUCUUGUUUAAAACUGCAGGGUUUACACAUCUUGUAUCUACUGCAUUUGGAAGAAAGAGCAGAGCGUAGACAUGAACACAAAUACCACGGAGGGACAGACAUUCAUACAGUCAAACUCAAAUCCUGCUAUAAAAAAAUGUCGAGCUUGGUUGGAUCCAUAAUCCGUGCAGGCCUGAGGAGAACAUGCAAACUGCAAACAGGAAACCUCACAAGAAAAUUCAAACACAUACAGUAAAAGGCGGAGUCAUUUUUGCCAGUCUUAAAACUUAUAGACAUUUUUGUUUAAAAAAAAUAUAUAUAUAAAAAAUUUUUUGUGCACUUCAGUUGCAGACUUUUUUCCUGUUUAUUAUACAUUGUAUUUAAAGGUGCUGUAAAAAUGAAGCUGCAGGGUUGGAAGUAUUUGGGCAAAAAUCCUUUUAGAACAUCAGAUAGAUUUUUGGCUUCCUAAGAAAGCUUUGCAUUAAAUGAAAUCACAACAGUUUUUGCAUGAAUCAUUUUUCGACUGCUUAUGUCGCCUCAAUCAUUUUUAUUCAAUGACUUAACACGACUGAAUAAAAAUCCAGAGUGCUGUUUGCAGAGGAAGAACAGAUUGCAACGAUAACUGUUAACAUGCAAAUGUGCAUGUAUUUACCUAAAUGCUGCUGACUCAAUUGGUAAGACACUCAUCUCUCUCCAUGCAGCUGCAGCUUCUGUGUUUUUGCUGCUGGCACAAAUGAAAAAUGAGCAGCAGGAUUCAGGUGAUGUGCUGACAGCACUGAAUUGAUGGGAGCAAUUUUAGCUGCAAUUUUAGCUAAGAUAGAAACCUUCUUAAGCCUGUUAGCCUUUUUGAUAAUCAAUCAUCUUGUAAAGGUAAGUUUCCUUCAUUUUUUUCCAUUUGUAGUCUUAAAAUGCUGUUUUUUCCCCAACAGCCAGAUUAGGACAUUUUUGUUAUGAGACUUUUGUCAUAAUCACACUUUCCACCUCAAAAAUAACCUUCCUCGUUUUAACCAAAACCAUAUAACGGCUUCAUGUUGCAGGCAGUUUUCUGUGAAAAUUAAUGUCAUUAGUUAUGACUUUUUUUGUGUUCAUACCAUUUCUUUUUUUUACCUUGCACAUCUCAAAUAGAACACUUACUUUCAGUCUCUACAGCAUAGGCUCUCUGGUCAUUUUUCACCUUUAAAUAUCUCCCUUUAAUCUUGCUUGUUUUGACCUCUUCUUACAUUUGUCCUGUUUUUUUUUACCCUCCACAGAACUCCACCAUCACAGAAGAUCAAAGCAUCAAAAGUUACAGCAAUUCUUCAACCAACCGUCCUCCUCUGCCUGUGCUGUGAUCUGCAUCUCCAGGGUUUCUGACAAGAACAAGACGGAUGUGGGAAGACACUGAAAGAGGAAGCAGAGCUCGCAGCUGAACUGCUGCCGCGUUGAAAGAAUGAAGUCUGCUGGACCACAAACGCAAGGGGCUUGAGCUGAUUUGGGUCAUGAGUCCUGCGGCGAGUUGCUGAAUGCUGUAAAAAUUCUUCUGGCAGUCAAGCGAUAAAAAGAAAGUCACAUGCAAAUUUGACCAUCAGAGACUCAUCAAAACACAGAGCAGGCAUGACGGAAGCAUCCAGUUUGCUGACUGCAGUCCUGACUGUCGUGUCAGUUGUUUCUCUGAGUCUGCUGUCGCUUCUGUGCCUCCGCUGCAAGAGGAAAUCUCUAACCAUUCAUGAAGAUUCUCAAGUAUACAACCCACAAACAUUUCAGCGUGGGGGAAGUAAAUUUGCGGUGGUUCGAUCAAAAACAGUCAACAGAGCCUAUCAGAUUUCUCCAACCACAGAAGAAGUUCCUGAGGAGGCUGCAUUUCCUGAAGCUCCCGAACAAUCUGACUAUCAAAAUAUCACAGAUUUUCCUUUCAAGUCAAGUCCAGAUUAUGUGGCACCAAUAGGAAUAUCUGUGUAUGAAAACACGACAAACGAUUCUGAUCUAAAUCAAGACAAUUAUGAGAAUAUUUUCACCUCGGAGCAGGUUGGAGAAGAUGAAGACUAUGAGAACUCUAGCUUCCUUAACAACGUGGUUGAGGAGUUGGAUUAUGUGAAUGAAAAUGGAGAAUGAAGUCUGGGAUGUCAAGAUCUCUCCACGUUCCUCCUGCUGUGAAAUCCACCUGCCAUCUAGUGGAGAAAUGAGGACCAGGGGAUUUAGUGGGCGGGCUGCAGCAGAAAACGUUUGAUGAAGACUCCAAAGUCUUCUAGUGCUCGGUUGGGUUUUGUGUGACAUACUUCUUUUAAUGACUAAUCAAAAGAAGUGUUUUAUUUCUGUGACAGAUCAAAGUAUUAAAUGUGUCAAACACACCGUUAC
Molecule: messenger RNA, 2330 nt
Organism: Oryzias latipes (Japanese medaka)
Lineage: Eukaryota; Metazoa; Chordata; Actinopteri; Beloniformes; Adrianichthyidae
Source: RefSeq, a predicted model, not a curated record